UCCGAAUCCUGCAACAGAGCGCGACCAGCCAGCACCACAAACAACCAACAUCCAAUUCAGAGCUGCGGUUGGCCUAGUGCAGCUCAAGGCAAGUUCGAUCAAGCAGGAUGUCGCAAAGGUACGCAGGAGGAGCAAACCCGUAUGCUCGAGCAACGCCAUACUCGCAGACAGAUCAGCAACUAGAGCAAGAGAAUGACAGUAAUGUCGACCAGCUCCGCAACAAAGUCUCCUUCCUGAAGGAUGUAUCCAUCAAGAUUGGCGAAGAGACGCGCAAUUCCAUGGGUUUUAUGAAUGACAUGAAUGACGACUAUAGCAAGCAGCACGAUACUAUGAAGCGCGUCAAGAAUAGAUUGCUGAGGGCAGCGGACAUGCAAAGCUGGGGAUGGUUUCAUGGCUUCAUCUUUCUGGUCAUUGUCUUCAUCAUCUUUUUCCUGGUGUACCUAUUCAAGUAAGUCACAACAGACUCUUGCAUUUUGCAUUUCGACCAGUCUUCUGCAAGCGACAACACGUUUCUCAGAGCUCACCUGUCUUGAUU
Molecule: messenger RNA, 535 nt
Organism: Protomyces lactucae-debilis
Lineage: Eukaryota; Fungi; Ascomycota; Taphrinomycetes; Taphrinales; Protomycetaceae
Exons: 3
Coding region: 108-452 (114 amino acids)
Source: RefSeq, a predicted model, not a curated record